Papaver somniferum (opium poppy) is the source of this 3138-nucleotide messenger RNA. RefSeq names its product transcription factor bHLH110-like. Lineage: Eukaryota; Viridiplantae; Streptophyta; Magnoliopsida; Ranunculales; Papaveraceae. Gene Ontology annotation, biological process: regulation of DNA-templated transcription. The coding region runs from base 797 to 1972 and encodes 391 amino acids. The transcript is spliced from 2 exons. Gene Ontology annotation, molecular function: DNA-binding transcription factor activity; protein dimerization activity. The record is from RefSeq and is a predicted model, not a curated record.
AUUUCUCGAAGUCUCCGCAACAAAAUCCCAUUUCUUCUUGAAACUAAAGUUAUUGCGAUCUCUUCUUCUUUUUCUUCAAAUUGUAAUCUCUGCUUCUGCCAUUAAUACAUCAAUCGUCCUACAGUAAGGGGUUUGAAAUGGGGAACUCCAAUAUGCUUCCAGUAGAUAUCAUCUUCAACUUUUAACACUUCUACCGACAAAAUCAGUUAUAGACUGUAAGUUUAGUCUCCAAAUCAUGGAAUAAUGUGAUCAAUCAUCAACAAUUUUCUAAAUCUCACUUGAAUCACUGCCUUAACAAUCUUCAUUCUGCUGGUGGUAAGUUUACUUUCCUUAUUGUGAAUGACAAUCCAAUUUAUGCACACAGACAGUUCCAUUAUCUAGAAUUUUAUGAUGAGAAUUAUUCUUCUGAGGAACAACCCUGCCAUAGAAUUACAAGAAUGAAACUAAACCCUGCUCCGUUGUUCCUGUAAUGGUUUAGUUUGUCUAAAUGGAUGCCAUGAUAACGAGGGGGGCUACUAUGAACCUGUGUAUAUAUGUAAUCCCAUUACCAGGGAAUGUGUGUUUCUCCCGAAAUUUGAGAGAACUUAUGGUCAUGGUGAUCGAUUGGUGACUGGAUUUGGUUAUGUUUCUUUGUCUAGUGAGUACAAGGUUGUGAGAAUGUAUGAACUGUGGAAAGAACCCAAUUCUGUACAUGUGGAGGUGUACACACUUGGAAGUGGCAAGGGAUGGAGGAACACAGGGAAAAUAUUCAACAAAGACCUGGAUUUGGUUACUAAUGUCUUUGGUGAGCUUGUGAAUGAAUCUCUUUAUUGGAAGCUUAAAACUGGUGAAAAUUGUGGUUUUUGAUUUGGCCAAUGAAGAUCUUGCCGAAAUGCCUACAGCUUUGCCCACUUAUUGGAAUUUUAGCCUUGGGGUUUUGGGGGGUUAUUUACUGGCUGACCACUAUGAUAAAGAUUCGAAAACUUCUGAUAUCUGGCUACUGAAGAAGAAAGAUGAUGGGUCAUUGAGCUGGAUUGAAGAGUUCAGUAUAAGCAACACAGAUACACAAGAAAUUGUCCAAGAUUCGCUUGUCCUCACGGGUAGGGGUACAGUUCUAUGCCACUCAGAGACAAAGGUCCUAAUUCAUGACCUAAAUUCUUCAUCUUCAAAAGUGCUUGUGGAUUUUGGUAAGGAUAAACGUAUAUUUCAAGCAAUCCCUCAUAUGAGCACCUUGGUUUCAUUAAAAGCAUUAGGAGAAGAAAAUACAAAAACGAUGGAAACGAUUGACGUGCCAAGAAAAAAUACAUGGGAUAAUCUUGUAAUGGCUUCGGUGGAGCAGUCGAACCCCAUUGCUACUCCAUACCUCCAUGGUGAUCAGCUUGCUGAUAAUGUAAUUUUUGAGAAUUUAAAUUCUCAACCUGUUACACAACCAGCAUCAUCAUGUUCUUCCCAUUAUGCACCCAUGCAUAGUAGUGAUCAUGAGCAUCAACAGCAACAACAACUUAUAAGAACCAUAAGUUGUAGUGAAGAAAAAAAACAAGUCAAGGGUGAAGAAGGAUCAGAAGAAGAGGAAGAGUUGGGUGCAGUGAAAGAAAUGAUGUACUUGAUCGCAGCGAUGCAACCUAUUGAUAUUGGUCCAGUGACACUUGCUAAACCUAAGAGAGAAAAUAUUCGAGUUAGUAACGACCCACAUCUUGUAGCUGCACGUCAUAGGCGUGAGAGGAUAAGUGAACGGAUAAGAGUUCUUCAAAGACUUGUUCCAGGAGGAGCUAAAACGGAUACAGCCUCUGUGUUAGAUGAGCCAGUUCGUUACAUUAAGUUCUUAAAGAAACAAGUUAUCAAACUGCAAUUGAGUGAUCAAAAUUCUCCUCGCAUAGCAGUUCCCAUCAUCAAUGAUGAAUACCAUUGGCAUGUUCCGUCAUCUGAGAAUAACAUCUUUACAUUUAUGGAGACAAUGCCGCCGUCAACCGAGGAUUAUUACAUUCCUAGCUAGCUAGUAAAUGAGCUGAAGUACAGGCUUUUCGAGUGCGGUUCAGGAUCGUUACACCGUUUUCAGGUUCGUUACCUCAUUCCCCAAAAAAGGUUCAUCAUCUCAAGUGUUUUGGGGGUUUUGGUUGGAAGAAAUCGACCUUUUACGACAUAUUUUUAGGUUCGUCGAGCCCGGUUCAGGAUCUUGACAACGCUUUCAGGUUCGUCGAGCCCCGUUCAGGAUCGUUACACCGUUUUCAGGAUCGUCGGAACAUUUACCCUCCCCUCCAAGGAGAUGUAGUUCAGCGAUAAAUAAGACUUUUAAUCGAAAAAACAACUGCCACCUAACACUUAACUGGAUGGAAUUUGCCUUUUGAAUAAAACGGGGUACUUUAACAAAUUUCAAAAAAACGGGGGCAUUCUUUUAGUGUAAUGUGAAAAGUAGGGGUAUUUUAUCAAAAAGUCUUCUUUUUUAGUGUAAUGUGAAAAGUAGGGGUACAAAUUUCAAAAAAACGGGGCAUAUUUUAUACAUCUGGUUAUGCAUCCUGGAAAGUCACCUAACUGUUUGAUAAUUCAGUCUGGUUUCUCUGUAAGAUAUGGGGAAUUUCCAGGAUUCUACCAAGCUGUUUGGUUACCGAUUGUAAUUGAAGGCUGACAGUAUGCGACGUACGGUCGACUCAGAGUCACCAAUGUAUCCUCCUUCGUCAGACUGCCUGGUUAUGGAGCUUAUAUAAAGCUUUCCCAAUUGUCAGACUCAGACGUCAUGAUGCAUUGGGAGUAAAUCUGCAGAUUACCCUCGGGUGCACCUACCCUCGGCUCCCCCAUUUCUCCAGCAGGCAGCAGCAGUAUAUAAUGUAAGAGCUUCUCCAAUGAAAUGUGUGUGAGGGAAAAAGUCUUCAUCCAUGUAGGAUACAAAUUCAUAUUUCUUAAAAUCUUUCUCCAAUCCUAACCUCUUCAACAAACAUGGAGAUGACAUGGCAUAUUUUUUAUAGACAUCCUCUAGCUCGACCUCUUGUUUCAGAGGUUCACCAUGAGGAUUUGUAACUAUCCUAGUCAACUUUUUAAAAUUAAAAACAGAUUUAUUUUAUUAGAAUUGGUCUUUAAUCUGAUAACGAAAAAGAAAUUUUAAGUUUUUCUCCUUAAAACCAGAGUCAUCAUCUCGAUUAGAGCUGGCAAACCAAGCCAAAACCC